This is a messenger RNA of Orcinus orca (killer whale), 3383 nucleotides long. It is a transcript of the gene GPR162, whose product is annotated as G protein-coupled receptor 162. NCBI's taxonomy places the organism in Eukaryota, Metazoa, Chordata, Mammalia, Artiodactyla, Delphinidae. The coding region runs from base 1423 to 3183 and encodes 586 amino acids. Gene Ontology annotation, biological process: G protein-coupled receptor signaling pathway. The record is from RefSeq and is a predicted model, not a curated record. The transcript is spliced from 6 exons. Gene Ontology annotation, molecular function: G protein-coupled receptor activity. Gene Ontology annotation, cellular component: membrane.
AGAGAGAGAGAGAGAUGGCUCUUUUCUGGGGACCUGGAAUCUUCUGAUCUGUGGGGUCAGACCCAGAGGAGAGGUUGCCAGGCUUGCCCCAGGAAGGAGACGAAGGUUCCCUGGGGAGGGAAAAAUCCUCUGGAGGCCGAUUACCCACCUCCCCACCCCAGAGGGCCCUGAGUGUGCGGGUGUGUGAUACACUGAAGGGGAGAAACUGCAGGGGCUGUGUGUGCCCUGCACGUGAAAAACUGUGAUGUGUGCGGGAGAAUUGUGUGUGUCGCCCACACAAGUGUGAAUUUGUGCUCCAGGAGGGGGAAGCGGUGUGUAUUGGUGGGGUGCUUUCUUUCAGCCUGUGUACCCCGCAUCCCGCAAGCAGCCCCAGCGUCCUCACCAGCGCCCCUCACUCGGCAGCCUCCAGCACAUGCCCGCGUGAGCUACGCCCGGGCACAGCCCUUACAGAUACACACAGUGACACACGUGUCCAACUCCCCGAGCAACACCAGCUGCCUCAUCGAGCUUGAGUUCGUGUUGAAAACCGGGUGGGGUGGGGGCAGGACACGAUCCAGUUCUCCAAUGAAGCCGGUUCCCCGCCGUCCUCCUCGCUCCCUCCCUCCUGGCGCCUUCUUCGCCCCUCCCCCUCCAAGUCCCCACCGUCCGGUCCCCCGCCCCGCGCUCGCCCCCGCCCCUCAAGUCUCGCCUCCGUCCCGACCCGGGGCUGCGGCGGCAGGACCCCGGGAGAGAGGGGCUGGGGGGACGUAGGGGGCCGAACGGAGAGGCUGGGACGGGCGGGAGGAGGGAGGCCCGGAGGGAGGAGGGAGGAGGGAGGAGGGCGGCGAGCUGGAGCCGGCAGGCGGCGGGAGCCGGGGAGAGCCGCGUCGGGAGUGCUGUCUCCAUGGCAGUGCUGGGCGCAGCCCGAGAUACCCGGUGAGUGGGCGGGUGAUGCAGGCUUGGGGAGAUGGAACUGAGCACCUGGACCCCUGGACCCAGGAGCCUGGAAGGGUGUCCAGGCGGCUGAGCCCCGCCCCCAUGCCCCUUGAGGCAUCCGGAGGACCCCUGACUGGCCUAGCACCAGAGGCAGAAGACAGCUGGAAGUCCUGACAUGGGGACCAGGGCUUCCCAGCCAGCCUCCUAGUUGGGAAAGCGGUCAUCUUGCCUCCCCCAGCAACUACAGGGAUACUUCUGGAAGGGUCCCACCCAGCAUGGAGGCGGAGGACCACCUCUGCUGACCCUCCGUCUCCUCCCCUGCCCUCCACACCUGACCUUAGCUGGGUCAGCCGUGCAAUGCUGAGCACUAGGGUAGGCCUAGGGGCGGCCUGCCUCACUCCAGGGCAAGGACUGUGGGCAUCAUGGGGGUGCGUGUGAGUGGGGCUCCUGGGUGAGACCUAGCCCCCACCCCCAAGAGCUCAAGGGGGGUGGGGGGACCGACGAAGGAUGGCUCGGGGUGGGGCGGGGGCAGAGGAGGCCUCCCUCCGCUCAAACGCGUUGUCCUGGCUGGCCUGCGGGCUCCUGGCACUGCUGGCCAACGCCUGGAUCAUCCUCAGCAUCUCGGCCAAGCAGCAGAAGCACAAGCCGCUGGAGCUGCUGCUCUGCUUCCUGGCAGGCACGCACAUCCUCAUGGCGGCCGUGCCCCUCACCACCUUCGCUGUGGUGCAGCUCCGGCGCCAGGCCUCCUCCGACUAUGACUGGAACGAAAGCAUCUGCAAGGUCUUUGUGUCCACCUACUACACGCUGGCCCUGGCCACCUGCUUCACCGUCGCCUCGCUCUCCUACCACCGCAUGUGGAUGGUGCGCUGGCCCGUCAACUACCGCCUCAGCAACGCCAAGAAGCAGGCGCUGCACGCCGUCGUGGGCAUCUGGAUGGUCAGCUUCAUCCUCUCCACGCUGCCCUCCAUCGGCUGGCACAACAACGGCGAGCGCUACUACGCCCGCGGCUGCCAGUUCAUCGUCUCCAAGAUUGGCCUCGGCUUUGGCGUCUGCUUCAGCCUCUUGCUACUUGGGGGCAUCGUCAUGGGGCUGGUCUGUGUGGCCAUCACCUUCUACCAGACGCUGUGGGCCCGGCCCCGGAGGGCUCAACAGGCCCGGAGAGCGGGGACUGGGGGCGGGGGCAAGGGGGGUGGGCCAGGGGGGUUGGGCACCCGGCCAGCCUUUGAGGUGCCGGCCAUUGUGGUGGAGGAUGCCCGAGGGAAGCGGCGGUCCUCGCUGGAUGGGUCCGAGUCAGCCAAGACAUCCCUGCAGGUCACCAACUUGGUCAGCGCCAUCGUCUUUCUCUAUGACUCACUCACAGGGGUGCCCAUCUUGGUGGUGAGCUUCUUCUCCCUGAAGUCGGACUCGGCUCCCCCCUGGAUGGUGCUGGCCGUGCUGUGGUGCUCCAUGGCACAGACGCUGCUGCUGCCUUCCUUCAUCUGGUCCUGCGAGCGCUACCGCGCCGACGUGCGCACGGUGUGGGAGCAGUGCGUGGCUAUCAUGUCCGAGGAGGAUGGCGACGACGAUGGGGGCUGCGAUGAUUAUGCAGAUGGCCGAGUGUGCAAAGUUCGCUUUGAUGCCAAUGGGGCCACAGGACCAGGGGGUAGGGACCCUACCCAAGUGAAGCUGCUGCCUGGAAGGCACACGCUCUUUCCCCCUCUUGAGAGGGUCCACUACUUACAGGUCCCUCUGUCCCGCCGUCUGUCCCACGAUGAGAUCAACAUCUUCUCUACUCCUCGGGCACCUGGCUCUUUCCUGCACAAGUGGUCAUCCUCUGAUGACAUCCGGAUCCUCCCAGCCCAGAGCCGGGCCCUAGGGGGCCCUCCUGAGUACCUGGGACCGAGACAAAGGCUGGAGGAGGAGGAGGAGGAGGCUGAAGGCGGGGGGCUGGCCAGCCUUCGCCAAUUCCUGGAGGGCGGGGUUCUGGGGUCAAGUGGAGGACCCCCACGGGGUCCAGGCUUCUUCCGAGAGGAGAUCACCACCUUCAUUGACGAGACACCUCUGCCUUCUCCGACGGCCUCGCCGGGGCCCUCUCCUCGCCGGCCCAGGCCGCUGGGAGUCUCACCCCGCCGACUCUCCCUUGGGUCCCCUGAUAGCAGAGUCGUUGGACUUCCUUUGGGGCUAAGUGCAGGGCGACGCUGCUCCCUGACAGGAGGUGAGGGGAGUGCAAGAGCUUGGGGAGGAUCUUGGGACCCAGGUAACCCCAUCUUCUCCCAGCUGACCCUGUGAGCCCAGGUGGGCCUGCUGGACUCGGGGGUGGGGGGGCCUGGGUGCGUAAUGCCUCGUUCUGUCCCUGACCCUGAGGCAGCUGCCUCCAGACUCUGGGGAGAUGGAACCCCUGCUGUCUCCCAUCCAAGUGACCAGAUGCCUGACUCACCUUCCAUCAUCCCUAGCAAAAUGUAUUAAAGUCUGAAGUGUCACCAUGGAAA